Messenger RNA from Bipolaris maydis ATCC 48331, 2162 nucleotides. RefSeq lists its product as uncharacterized. NCBI's taxonomy places the organism in Eukaryota, Fungi, Ascomycota, Dothideomycetes, Pleosporales, Pleosporaceae. Gene Ontology annotation, molecular function: protein binding; protein-transporting ATPase activity. Gene Ontology annotation, cellular component: mitochondrial outer membrane. Gene Ontology annotation, biological process: protein insertion into mitochondrial inner membrane; protein import into mitochondrial matrix. The record is from RefSeq and is a predicted model, not a curated record.
CGACAACAGAACGGCCCAACACACACCAGCCCAUCGCCAUUGAGCUGCCAUUUCUACUUACGCCGGUACUGCAUCUACUUAACACAAUUAUCCGAGUACACCAGAUAUGGCGCCCGUAAAUGCACCUGUGCCACAGGGCCCUGGCCCAUUCCCCGUCCAGAUUCCCGUCGACAACAACAACUCGCUCUGGGACCGACUGUCAAAUUGGGCCUCGGAAAACAAGGGUGUUGUAUACACAAUUGCCGGAAUCACGCUGGUCGUGGGUGCUGGUGGAGUUGUAUACUACUUCUCAAAUGAUUCAAAAGGCGAUAGCGGAGCAGACACAUCGGCCGCCAAGCGCAAGAGGCAACGCGAACGCAAGCGUGCAAAAGAGAGGGCUGAGAAGGAGUCGACCCCCGAAAAGGGCUCUGAGAAGAAGGCAACAGUAGCCGAGACCACCGAAGACCAGCUCCCCGAUGUCGACGAGAACAGCGUUGCUGCACUUUCAGACGAGGUGCGCAAAGAGUAUGCCGCCAAGCUCAAGGCAGCAGGCAACAAGGCGUACGGCUCCAAAGACUACAACCGCGCCAUCGAUCUCUACGGAAAGGCCAUUCUCUGUAAACAAGAUCCUGUCUUCUACUCCAACCGCGCCGCCUGCUACAAUGCCAUGUCCGAGUGGGAAAAGGUCAUCGAGGACACCACUGCCGCUAUCAACCUCGACAACGAAUACGUCAAGGCCUUGAACCGGAGAGCGAAUGCAUACGAACAAGUCGAGCGCAACAGUGAAGCCCUUCUGGACUACACUGCCAGCUGCAUUAUCGAUGGGUUCCGCAACGAGAACAGUGCACAGAGUGUUGAGCGUUUACUGAAGAAGGUUGCGGAAGCAAAGGGCAAGGCUAUCCUAGCCGCAAAGGAGAAGAAACUACCCAGCCCAACUUUCGUCACAAACUAUCUGCAGAGCUUCCGACCAAAGCCAACCCCAGAAGGCCUCGAAGACGACGCUGAACUCGACGAAGAGAGUGGCAAGGGCCAAUUGCGCAAGGGUCUCAAGGCCAUGGCUACUAAGACUGGUGAUGGAUACACCGAGGCUGCUGCCGCCUUCGACCGCGCCCUCGAACUCGGUGAUCUCGGAGAACAUGAGGCGUUCGCGUACAACAUGCGCGGAACCUUCAGCUACCUCAAAGGUGACAACGAAGAUGCGCUCAAGGACAUGGACAAGAGCAUCGAGCUUCAGCCCACACUAACCCAGAGUUUCAUCAAGCGUGCCAGCAUGCACCUCGAGCUUGCCAACCCAGAGGCUGCCGAAGCCGACUUUGCCGCUGCGCUCGAGCAAAAUGCAAACGACCCAGAUAUUUUCUACCACCGCGCACAACUACACUUUAUCAAGUCCGAGUUUGGCGAGGCCGCUAAGGACUACCAAAAGUCGAUUGACCUGGACAAGGACUUCAUUUUCUCGCACAUUCAGCUCGGUGUCACACAGUACAAAAUGGGCAGCAUCGCCUCGUCAAUGGCCACUUUCCGCCGCUGCAUGAAGAACUUUUCUCAGGUGCCCGAUGUGUACAACUACUAUGGUGAACUACUUCUCGACCAGCAAAAGUACCAAGAAGCUAUUGAGAAGUUCGACACUGCCGUCGAGAUGGAGAAGACGACCAAGCCUCUUGGCAUGAAUGUCCUGCCUCUGAUCAACAAGGCCCUUGCACUUUUCCAAUGGAAGAACGACUUUGAUGAAGCCGAGAAGCUAUGCGAGAAGGCGCUCAUCAUUGAUCCGGAGUGCGACAUCGCGGUUGCCACCAUGGCACAAUUGUUGUUGCAACAAGGAAAGGUCACCGAGGCGCUCAAGUACUUUGAGCGUGCUGCAGAGCUGUCAAGGACAGAAGGCGAGAUUGUCAACGCACUAAGUUAUGCCGAAGCGACAAGGACUCAACUCGAGGUUCAAGAAAAGUAUCCCAAGCUCGCCUCUAGACUAGGCGCUAUGGGUGCCGCUGCUGGAGGAUUUGGCAUGCGAUAAAAUAGGACGAUAGUAUGCCCAGUCUUCAGUCUUGUUGCGCAAAUAUUCUCACCUCUUUGUUCAUACCGUGUAAUUAGUAUCGUCUGGUUGAGGGCAAAGGAAAAGGACCUCUGUUGGAUGGGCAAAGUAUGAUAUCCUGGACUGUUGGUAAACAUGUAUGUGUAUGUGUGUGUGU